Messenger RNA from Condylura cristata (star-nosed mole), 3667 nucleotides. It is a transcript of the gene SGMS1, whose product is annotated as sphingomyelin synthase 1. The transcript is spliced from 11 exons. Lineage: Eukaryota; Metazoa; Chordata; Mammalia; Eulipotyphla; Talpidae. Gene Ontology annotation, molecular function: ceramide cholinephosphotransferase activity; sphingomyelin synthase activity; protein binding. Gene Ontology annotation, cellular component: endoplasmic reticulum membrane; Golgi membrane. The record is from RefSeq and is a predicted model, not a curated record. Bases 869 to 2110 code for a protein of 413 amino acids. Gene Ontology annotation, biological process: sphingomyelin biosynthetic process; ceramide biosynthetic process.
GGGCCGGACGGGAGCGGGAACGGCCGGCCACGGAAAGCUGUUCACCCUUUGCGUCCGGCGAGCAGCCGAGAGAGCGCAGUCUGGGUGCGGAGCUCCGACGCUGCCCUGCCCCCGAUUUCAUUCCGCGGUGGGGGGCUCGGCGAGCGGAAUGCUGGCCGCUGCCGCGACUCCGGUCCAAGGCAAGGACAGCAUGAAUGGUUCCUGAAUGUACAUUUUGGCAUUUAUUCAGCCAUUCAUUUUUGAUUAGGAGAAAGAAGACAGCCUUCCACUUGAAUGGUAAAUCUUCAGUGGAUCUUCAGAGGGAGUGGUGGAUUUUCUGAAUUUCAAUAGCAGUAAAGUAGAACAUAGCAGAAAGGGUAGAAAAAAAAAGACAAUAGAUUGGAAAAAGACUGGUGAAGAAAAAUAACAUAAUUCAGGUAUCCCAUUGAGUUCUUUGGAAUGCACAAGUGUGUCUGGUUGGAAAACUCAUGAAGUAGAAGACAAGACCUGCCUCAGGAAACGUACAUGAGAAUAAAUUUAAAGGAACCUAUUGAUAAAUGCGAAACCGUAGCUGUUGGAGGUGAUGAAAAUAUACUGGAACAGUGGGAGAAGCGGGUAAUUUAUAGGAAACCAAGAUGACAAGAAUUUUUUUAAAUAAUCAAAGGAAGAAUCUUGUCCAAAAAUGAGGUGAAUUAAUGCUUAAGCACGCAGGAACCCCAGACAGCUACAUGACGUGUUUAAAAACUGCCCGAUCGUCUUGCCACACUAGUCUCUGUCAUGAGGCCUGACAGGAUGAACACAUCACAGAGGGACAGUGUCCUGACCUGUAGGAACCGAGGCUGCUGACCUGCGGGAUCAAGCUGGGGACUGCCUACUGUCUGCCAGUACAAUGAAGGAAGUGGUUUAUUGGUCACCCAAGAAGGUGGCAGACUGGCUGCUGGAGAAUGCUAUGCCAGAAUACUGUGAACCUCUGGAACAUUUCACAGGCCGGGACUUGAUAAACCUAACGCAAGAGGAUUUCACAAAGCCCCCGUUGUGCCGAGUCUCUUCUGACAAUGGGCAGCGACUCUUGGACAUGAUCGAGACCCUAAAAAUGGAACACCACAUGGAAGUGCACAAGAACGGCCAUGCCAAUGGGCACCUCAGCAUUGGCACAGACAUCCCCACACCUGAUGGUAGCUUCAGCAUCAAGGUCAAACCCAAUGGGAUGCCAAAUGGGUAUAGAAAGGAGAUGAUAAAGAUCCCCAUGCCAGAACCAGAGCGUUCUCAGUACCCCAUGGAGUGGGGCAAGACGUUUCUGGCCUUUCUAUACGCACUUUCCUGUUUCGUUCUCACCACAGUGAUGAUCUCGGUCGUCCAUGAACGAGUACCUCCUAAGGAGGUGCAGCCUCCACUACCGGACACAUUUUUUGACCAUUUUAACCGGGUGCAGUGGGCCUUUUCUAUUUGUGAAAUUAACGGCAUGAUCCUUGUAGGACUCUGGUUAAUUCAGUGGCUGCUCCUAAAAUACAAGUCUAUUAUUAGCAGAAGAUUUUUCUGCAUAGUUGGCACGCUGUACCUGUAUCGGUGUAUUACAAUGUAUGUAACUACACUACCAGUACCCGGCAUGCAUUUCAACUGCUCUCCGAAGCUUUUUGGAGACUGGGAAGCCCAGCUGCGGAGAAUAAUGAAGCUCAUUGCUGGUGGUGGCUUGUCUAUCACUGGCUCUCACAACAUGUGUGGGGACUAUCUGUAUAGCGGCCACACAGUCAUGCUCACACUCACCUACUUAUUUAUCAAAGAGUAUUCCCCUCGACGACUGUGGUGGUACCACUGGAUCUGCUGGCUUCUCAGCGUGGUUGGAAUCUUCUGUAUUCUCUUAGCACAUGACCACUACACUGUGGAUGUGGUGGUGGCAUAUUACAUCACCACGAGACUCUUCUGGUGGUACCACACCAUGGCCAAUCAGCAAGUGCUAAAAGAAGCUUCCCAGAUGAACCUCCUGGCCAGGGUAUGGUGGUAUAGGCCAUUUCAGUACUUUGAAAAGAAUGUCCAAGGAAUUGUGCCUCGAUCUUACCAUUGGCCCUUCCCCUGGCCGGUAGUCCACCUUGGUAGGCAAGUUAAAUACAGCCGGUUGGUGAACGACACAUAACAGCUGUACAGAGUGGGGAAAGAGGAACUGUCCUAAGUGCUAAGAACUCCAUGAGAGAAGAUGCCAUAAAAUAAACACCUCCCUAAUCCUGUUCUCUUUCAACAGUUACCUUGACUUAACCUAUUGAUUUACCUGGUCAGCACUGUGAUCUUUUUUUCCUCUCCAAAGGACCUGCGUUGGACAACAAUAAAGAAAAUUUAACCUAUCAUGCACUGUACACAUAACCCUGUUCAUAAGUUUGGGAUUUACAUAACCUGCGACCACCAUGUUCCUUUGUAUAUGAUGCAACAGCAUAAAUGUAAGCUUUUAUAUCAUAAGUUCUGGUCUUUCCAGGCACAUCUGGAAAUAAAGCGUAUUAUUUUCUUGGGAAAACAUACUUUCAUAUCUCUUGCCCCAAAUAUUGGGCUGUAAGCCAUUUUCUAGUAAAUGUCUCUAUGAAGGUUUCUAAAUACCUGAAUGGGGUUUGAUUCUGAAAUCUUUCUACCUGUUGCACCGAUAUUCAAAUAAAAAUGACAGACACAGAAAGGUUUGGUAACUUUGGGUUUUGUAAAAAUCAGCAGAGACAGUAUGUCAAAAAGUGCAAAAAAGGAUUCUGUUACAAAGUGAUUUUAUAAGUAUUUCCUAACUUUAUUUUUCAAAUGAUAUUAUGAAAACCAAAUUUAAAGAUUUUUACAUGUCAGAGAGAAGAGAGUUGAAAUUUAAAAAUGCUUCUUGGGAGAGAAAUUUGUCUAUGUUUCUAGUGCCUUUCUUGUCUUGAUUGUAUGGUCAGUAGGCAAUCUUAAUGUUUUUAUUUAAAAUAAAGUAUUCCAUGAAAAUAUAAAUAUGUGUAUACACUACUAAAUUUUGCAUUUAUAGCUAAAUUAAAUCAGAAGGCUGCUUAUGGUUUUUAAAUUGCUAUGAAUGAAUUAAAGAUUGGGGAGUUAAUUAGAAAGUCAGAGCCUGUUCCCAUAUUGUGAGCAGGUGGCUACCAUGUACCACUUGAAUUAUUUUAUCUCCUAUUUGGUAGUUCAAUUUUAACUAUACUAUGAAAACAGCCAUGAAUACUUUUUUUUUAAGGAGAGUUUUGAAAAUGAUCACUUAACUAAAACUUGAAAGCUAUAAAUUAGUUUAUCCAUACUCUCAUGACAAUUUUGUUGAUGAACAACAGAACAGAGAUCUAUUUCUUUAAAAUAUAUUUGUGCAGAAACUGCAUGUAACUCUAAGUUUACUCCUAACAUAAGUAUGUUUGGGGAAGUAUUCUAUUCUAUACUUGCCAAUGUGGAGAACAAAAUAGUUUUAUAAGAAUGAAGAAGUAUAUCUAUCCAUUCUGUAUUUUACGUGCAGCAGAAUUAUCUUCCGUAGGACUUUUUUGUGUAUUCACAAGGUGAUAUUUGUAUUGUAAAACAAUAAUGGUGAAGGAAAUAAAAAGGCUUUUAAAUUUUGUUUGUUUUAAAUCUUUGUAAAGUUAUUAUUUCAGAGAGUAUACUGAUACCUUAACAGCUUACCUAGAUCAUAAAUUAAUCAAAAUGCACUUUUUAAUAAAAACUGAUACCUAAAAUAAGUGGCUGUUAUUUCUAA